CCCAAACCACCUCACAGCCUUGUCUGGGGCCAUCUGAAGCUCUUCAACGACAUAAUGAGCCAGUUUCCUCCAAAUACAGCCAUAUCUACUUACUACACUGAGAUUGCCCACAAAUACGACCUAAAAGGAAUCUUCUAUCUUGAUCUUUGGCCCUUUGGCCCGUCCCAGAUGAUCCUUGUCGAUCCCGACGCCGCGGAGCUGGUCACCACUAUUGACAACUAUCCCUUGCACGACGAAGUUGCCCGCUACCUCACGCCGCUCUUGGGGGAAGAUGCCAUUGGCGCUGCAGACGGUGAAAAGUGGAAGAUGUUGCAUCAAAUCCUCGUCCCUGCAUUCCGACCAUCCAAUAUCAAGGCCGCGGCACCUAUUAUUGCAGAGCAGGUUUCCAAGCUCCUGUCUCCAGCUCUGACAGCACACGCUCAAACCGGAGAGGUCUUUUCAAUGGAGAAAUACGCAGCACAGCUUGUCUUUGGAAUUAGCAGCAUGGUUAUCCUUGGUGAUAACGUCUCCAAAGAGGAGGCCACGCACCUGCUUAAAAGCCUUAAUCAUAUUGUUGAUUAUGCAACUACCUUGACUCUCACCACAGCCGUAAAUCCUCUAACCAAAGCAAACAAAUGGUGGAAGAAACGUGCUGCCACACAGCAAAUGGAUCUAUUCCUCCAACGAUUUGUUACCAAUCGCUUCGCACAGAUAGCAGAGGGGAAGAUUGGUCGCGACGGAACAAACCUUACGAUGCUGGACACCAUCCUAUCCAAUGCUCGUGGGACACAAUGCGAGGCCCAUGAUCCCACUGCACUAAAACCUGCAUUUUUACGAAUCGUGAUUGAUAACCUCAAAGGCCUCUUGCUUGGUGGCUUUGGAACAACAGCUGAUACGUUAUGUUAUGUCUUUAUCAUGCUCGCGUUUCAUCCAACAGUAGUCACAAACCUCCGCGAGGAGCACAACAACGUUUUUGGCAGUGAUAUUGGCUCACCAAAAACCAUCCUCCAAAAGAGCCCUCACAAACUCGACGAACUUGUCUACACCACAGCCGUCAUCAAGGAAACCCUCCGUCUCUUUCCAGUGGGAUUUGGGGCUCGCAGGGCAAAGCCUGGCACAACCCUUCUUACAUACAACAACAUGCAUUACCCAACCCGUGAUCAAAUGAUCAUCCCCUGCACGCACACUAUACAUUACGACCCCGAGGUCUUCCCGCAUCCAACGACAUUCGACCCGGCGCGGUUCCUUGAUUCCACAGCCGCAAAGGUCCCCAAAGACGCAUGGCGACCCUUUGAGCGCGGUGCGCGCGCCUGCCCCGGGCGCGGCCUGGCGAUGGAUGAACUGCGAAUUAUCCUACUAUUGACCAUUCGACAUUUCGAUUUCCAGUGUGCGGGCGUUGACAGUGAGCGGUCUAUAACGGCAAGAGCGCGUCAUACGGAUAUGGACUUGGCGAUGGGGGAUCUUGCGUUCCAGGAGAUGGGCUUUUCUGCAAAGGCGAGGGGAGGGACGAUGAUGAGGGUUUCUGCUGUCCGAUUAUAG
Messenger RNA from Aspergillus homomorphus CBS 101889, 1518 nucleotides. Its product is annotated as cytochrome P450. Gene Ontology annotation, molecular function: oxidoreductase activity, acting on paired donors, with incorporation or reduction of molecular oxygen; iron ion binding; monooxygenase activity. NCBI's taxonomy places the organism in Eukaryota, Fungi, Ascomycota, Eurotiomycetes, Eurotiales, Aspergillaceae. The record is from RefSeq and is a predicted model, not a curated record. Bases 55 to 1518 code for a protein of 487 amino acids. The transcript has 4 exons.